AUGGACGGCCGGUGGUCUGUCGUGUUGGCCGUUGUCGCCGCGGGACUGAUACUGAGGUGCGACAGUCGUGAAAAUCGCACAGGUGGUGGCAAGAAACACAUUUUAACAGACACUUCUGAUAAGCUGCUGCAGACGACUGGAGUUCGUUUAACACAGAACAAAUCAGCAGCACUGUCCAAUUUAAACAUUACAUCACAUCCCAUCAGACCGCUGUCUUCUUCUUCUGGAGCGCGCGACGGAUCAAGAGAUGGAUCUCAGGGCAAAUCCAAGCUCUCCGACCGGGAAAGCGUGUUGCUGUUGCGCAGAGCCCCGAGGCAGUUAAACGGGGUCAGCUCAGCUCGGUCGAGGUCGAGUUCAGGGACUGCAGGCAGUGGAGGAAAGUCGGGUACCUCCAAGCGCCUGGUUGGACCUCAUGUAUGUGGACAGCAGUGCUGCUCUGGAUGGGCGGUGGCCCGAGGACUCAACCGCUGCAUCAAACCGGACUGCCAGCCCCCGUGUCAGAAUCGUGGUUCCUGUAGCCUCCCCCACACCUGUGUGUGCCGCUCAGGGUUCCAGGGCGCCAGGUGUGAGGAGGUGGCGCCUGAGCAGGUGUACGUCCGCAGCGCAGCGGGAGGCGCCCGCCCCUUCACCCCCUUCAAGCCAGGUGUGGAGAAGCCUCAGCCGCAGCAGCAGCAGUCGGUUCAGAGGCGAGAGCCAGUGGACAAGCAGCCCAAACCAGCCACCGUCAGGCCCCCCCUCUCCUCCCUGACAACCCUGACCAGACAGUCCUCGGCCGCUUCCUCCUCCCGCCAGUCCAGCAUCCUGUCUCGGAUGGCCCGCCGUUACCCAGAACCCACCUUGCCCAUCACCUCCAACGCACUGCCCUCUGGGAACGGCCCACACGCAGCAGGAGCAGGCGGCGGUGGUAGCCAUGGAAACGGUCACCAUCAUGGACACCACUACGGCCACUUUGGCCCAGCGCUGCAGGAUAACGGUGGACACGGCGCUGUCAACAGUGUGGCCGUCCCAUCUGGUGCUAACCUCACCCAGGCUGGCCUGAACCGCAUCAAGAUCGUCUUCACCCCCGUGGUAUCAGGUGCUAACCUAACGCAGGCUGGCCUGAACCGGAUAAAGAUCGUCUUCACCCCGAUGGUGUGUCGGCGUACGUGCUCGGGCGGCCGCUGCUCCAACAGCUGUGAGCGGGGGGAGAAGACCACCAUCUUCAGCGAGAACCAGGGCCCACUGCCUACCAGCCAGGGCUUCCGCCUCUUCUUCUGUCAGCUGCCGUGUCUGAAUGGGGGUCGCUGUAUCGGCCAGAACCAGUGCUGGUGCCCCUCCAACUCCACCGGGAAGUUCUGCCACCUGCCCGCCCCCGCGCCCAACAGGGUGCCCGCGCAGGCGGCCAAUGGGAACGAACGGAACGCUCACUCCGUCUACACCUUGCCGCUGUCCAAUCAGGAAGUAUCUGGUGGUCAGCAGCCGUCCCUGGUGAACGUCCACAUCCAGCACCCCCCGGAGGCUGAGGUGCAGGUGCACGGGGUGGCUCACGUCAAGCAGACCGGCGCCGGCACUGCGCCGCAUCUCAGCCACGCCGACGCCGCAUCCCACUCUGUACAGCAACGCUCGCAGCCUGCUGCCAACGGCCACAGCAACGACCUUCAGUACCCCAGCCAAGGUCAAGGUCACGCGGACGGUGGCAGCAAGACUGGCGGCGCCACGAGGCCCGUCACCAGGCAGAACACACACGUGGGACGCUGCUUUCAGGAGACGGUGGACGGACAGUGUGGUAAGCCGUUGCCAGGCCUGACGAAGCAGGAGGACUGCUGUGGCAGCGUGGGAUCAUCCUGGGGGCUCAACAAGUGCACCGACUGCCCCGCCAAACCAGCCUAUGCGGUCAUUGCCAAUGGGCGGGUGGAAUGCCCCAAAGGCUUCAAGCGGAUGAACUCCACACAUUGCCAGGAUAUUAACGAGUGCCUGAUGCCUGGCAUCUGUAAGCAUGCAGACUGUAUCAACACCAAAGGCAGCUACAGGUGCACGUGUAAGCCGGGCUACAUGCUGGACACCUCCCGCAGCUACUGCGUCUCGGACAAGGCGGUGUCGGUGACUAAGGAGGUGUGCUACCGCUCCCCGUCAGCAGGGGGCUCCACCUGUUCUCUGCCCCUCCCCCAGCGCAUCACCAGACAGGUGUGCUGCUGCAGCCGCGUGGGCAAGGCCUGGGGACCCGGGUGUGAGACCUGCCCCCUGCCAGACACAGACCACUUCAAGGAGAUUUGCCCGGCCGGCCACGGCUUCACCUACUCGCACUCCGACAUCCAGAUCUCUCUCAGGGAGAUGGAGGAGGAGGAGAUGAACAGUGCUGAACACCACCACCACCACCAUCAGACCCACCACCACCACCAGACCCACCACCACAACCAGCACCAUCCUACUCAGACUCACCAUACGACCCAGCAUCAUGGUCACGGGUCUGGCUUGCCUCACCCUCAUCCAUCCCUACCCACCCACCAGCCGCACCACCCCCCACACCGCAUCCCACAGGAGCCCAGCACGCCCCACAGACCUGCCCACCCACAGCCCAGCACGCCAACUGACCCCAGAUUGUCCCCAGUUGACCCCAGAUUGUCCCCAGUUGACCCCAGAUUGUCCCCAGUUGACCCGAGAUUGUCCCCAGUUGACCCGAGAUUGUCCCCAAAUGACCCAAGAUUGUCCCCAGUUGACCCGAGAUUGUCCCCAACUGAUCCAAUAGUCUCUCCAACUGACCCAAGAUUGUCCCCAACUGACCCAAGAUUGUCCCCAGUUGACCCAAGAUUGUCCCCAGUUGACCCAAGAUUGUCCCCAACUGACCCAAGAUUGUCCCCAGUUGACCCAAGAUUGUCCCCAGUUGACCCUAAAGGUGCCCUGGACUUACCUACAUAUGAGUUUACAGUGCCCCUGCCCUCACUUCCUGUCAGCAGUCCCCAGACGCCCAUACACCACAGCCAUACAGAAGACCCCCGACAGACAGGCACAGCCACUGGCACAGCCAUAGGCACAGCCACAGCCAUAGGCACAGCCACAGGAACAAGCACAGCCACUGGCACAGCCACAGGCACAGGCACAGCCACAGAGACAGGCACAGGCACAAGCACAGGCACAAGCACAAGCACGGGCAGAGGGACAGUUACGGGGACAGGCACAGGCACGGGUGCGAGCACAGGCUCGGGCACGGGCACAGGCCCGGGAGGCAGAGGGACAAUUACGGGCACAAGCACGGGGACGGGGACGGGGACGGGGAUGGGGACGGGUGCAAGCACGGGCACGGGUGCAAGCACGGGGACGGGGACAAGCACAAGCAGAGGCACCAGCACCGUCCCUUCAAAACAGUCUCCACAUGGUGAGUCAACAGAUGAUUACAGCAGUGUACUGCUGCAGUGUAUUGAUGCAGUGAAUUUGAACAGCAUGACCUUUUGCAGACGUGAGUGUGUUUUUUUUCAAAGAUUUGCACUGUAUUUCCAGGUCUAUCUACCGGACUCCACAUCCCUCCAUCCAGAGUUGACAGAAUUUCCCACCCCUGCUGUUACUUCACCGCAGAAGCCAGAUGUAAUAACGAGGGUUAACGAGCAGGAAACCACCAGCGCCACUAAUGAGGCCACCCAGGAAAUAGAACUGGACCGGUGCCGGCUGACGCCUGCCAUCUGUGGGCCGGGCCAGUGUGUGUCGGUGCAGACCGGCUACAGGUGUUUGUGUGACCCAGGCUACCAGCUCAAUGGCCUGCAGACUCACUGCAUUGAUGUGAAUGAGUGUGAGGAUGACGUGUGUGGUGAGAAGGCCCUCUGCUCCAACACCUACGGCUCCUACACCUGCAGAUGCCAGAUGGGCUACAGCAUGGUCCUCACGCAGAACAGGAGGUCCUGCCAAGAUGUGAAUGAGUGUGACAUGCCUAAUAAGUGUCCGGGUCCGGGAGUGCAGUGUGUCAACACUGAUGGCUCCUUCACAUGUCAAUGCCAGACAGGCUUCAGGAAGAACUGGAGAGGACACUGUGAAGAUAUCAAUGAGUGCAUGAGCAUUGGCACGUGUGCUGACGGUCGCUGUGUGAACUCUCAAGGAUCCUUCACGUGCGUGUGCCACGCGGGGUACGAGGCUGGGCCGGAUCAGAGCAGCUGCCAUGAUGUGGACGAGUGCCUCCUCCAGGGUGUGUGUGAUAAUGGGGAGUGUACCAAUCUGCAAGGCUCCCACCGCUGCACCUGUAAACUGGGAUACCAGGCCAUGCAGGCGGGCAAGGCCUGCCAAGAUAUCGACGAGUGUGCCUUCAGAAACUCCUGUCCCAGUGGUGUAUGCACUAACACCAAGGGCUCCUUCACCUGCACCACCUGCCAGCCUGGCUUCACCAGAUCAGCUGAUGGCAAGAGAUGUGAAGAUAUUGAUGAGUGUGCCCAGGCCCUGUGUCCUGAUGGGGUGUGCACCAACACUGAAGGUUCCUACUCGUGCACGCGGUGCCAAGCCGGCUUCAGGCUGUCUGGGGACCGACAGAGGUGCGAGGAUAUUGAUGAGUGUCUGUCUGCUGUGUCCGUCUGCAACAACGGCAUCUGUCUGAACUCGGAGGGAUCCUACUCCUGCUCCGCCUGCCCCACCGGGUACCUCGUCUCUGCAGACGGAGAGAUCUGCGAAGACAUUGACGAGUGCCGUUCUGGUAGCGUGUGUCCUCUCGGUCUCUGCAUGAACACACCUGGCUCCUUCUCCUGCAUGGCCUGUGACACCGGAUACACACUCUCCUCUGACAAGGCCACAUGCGAAGAUGUGGAUGAGUGUGAGGAUGUUGACAGCUGUGUGGGAGGGGAGUGUUCUAAUACACCGGGAUCCUUCACCUGCUCCUGUCCUGCAGGAUUCCAACACCAUGACUCUGGCUGCACAGAUGUUGAUGAGUGCCUGACAGCUGGUGUGUGUGGUGAUGGGGAGUGUGAGAAUACGGAGGGUUCUUUCCUGUGUGUGUGUCCAGUGGGCUAUGCCCAGGCCAGCGAUGGAUUUGGCUGCCAAGACGUGGACGAGUGCAAGAAGGGGAAUGUGUGUUUCCAGGGCGAGUGUCUCAACACGGUCGGCUCCUACCAGUGUGUGUGUGAGGCCGGCUACAAGUUCUCUACACAUACCGGAGACUGUGAAGAUGUGGACGAGUGUAAGGAGUAUGGCAGUGACAUCUGUGGGGCGUGGCUCUGUGAGAACACUCUGGGGUCGUACCGCUGCUUCAUGGGCUGCCAGCCGGGAGAGGAGGGCGCCCACUGUGAUGUGGAUGAGUGUUUGAACGAGACGAUCUGCGGUGAGCACGGAUUCUGUGAGAACACCCAGGGCUCUUACCUCUGCCAAUGCUACAGCGGAUACACCAACGCCCAAGACUCGCAGGAGUGUGUCGAUAUAAAUGAGUGUGAGACGAGUGUGGACUACUGUGGUGAAGCCCUGUGUGAGAACGUGGAGGGCAGCUUCCUCUGCAUCUGUGCCAGCGACAGCCAGGAGUUCGACCCCAUCACUAACCAGUGCCACAACAUCAGACCCGGCCUCGCUGAAACAGAGACCAUAGGCGUCCCCUUUGCCUCAGCGUCGCCCCCCGAUGGCAAGGAGAGGAAGGACUGCUACUACAACCUGGAGGAUGCCAGCGUGUGCCAGAACGUGCUGUCGCGUAACGCCACCCGAGAGGAGUGCUGCUGCACGGUGGGCGCCGGCUGGGGGGAGAGCUGCCAUCAGGUCCAGCCCUGUCCUCCUACUGGCAGAGCUGAGUAUGACCUGCUCUGUCCGAAGGGGAACGGGGUGCUGCCUGUCACCACAGCCCAUGGACUCCAGCUCUUCAAAGACGCGGAUGAAUGUUCGAUGUUUGGGUCGGAGAUCUGCAAAAAUGGCGUCUGCAACAACCACUUCGCCUCCUACUCCUGCUACUGUCAGAAUGGCUAUUACUAUGACAACCUCCGCCUGGAAUGCGUGGACCAUGAUGAGUGCCAGGAGGAGGGUGUGUGUGUGGGAGGGGUGUGUGUCAACACUGCGGGCUCCUUCAACUGCUUCUGCAGCCCGCCCUUCGUCCUGGACAACACGCGCCGACGCUGCGUAUCCGGAAACGCCUCCGACACCUUCUCCACGGCGGACGGCCUGGGUCUGGACGAUGAUGACGUCCACAUGGACAUCUGCUGGCAGCAGCUGACCGACGAUGACAUGUGUUCCCACCCUCUGAUUGGCUCCCGCACCACCUACACGGAAUGCUGCUGUCUCCAUGGCAUCGCCUGGGGCAAACUCUGUGCCUUCUGCCCGGAAAAAUCCUCUCAUGACUUUGCCACCCUGUGUAACCUGCCGGGUCGAGGCUCCUCAGACAGCCUCCAGGAGGGUCCGUCCUACGAGUACGACCCCGAUGACCUUUCACCCCAGGGUCCAUACGGGCCGCCCUAUUGGAGCAACUACGGCCCGCUAGGAGGAGAGGAGGGCGCCGACACGGAAGGGGCGUAUUAUGACCCAGAGGGGCCCCAGUCUGUGCCUCUGUUCACGGGCCCCUCCAGUGACUAUGGCAACGGUGGAGAGGUGAUCCGCCAUAGGCCGGCUCCUGUUCCUGUUCCAGUUCCUGUUCCUGUUCCGAGGCCCAGGGAAAACCCCGCCCCCAGGCUCUUGGACGACGUCAGAGGUCGCCAUGACAGCUUCGAGGGACUGCAGGCGGAGGAGUGUGGCAUCCUGAACGGCUGUGAAAAUGGCCGCUGCGUGCGCGUGCGCGAGGGCUACACCUGCGACUGCUUCGACGGCUUUGAACUGGACCUCGACAAGAUGGCCUGCAUAGAUAUAAACGAGUGUGAGGACAUUGCUGUGAAGGAGGCGCUGUGCAAGAAUGGACUGUGUCUGAACACAGAAGGCUCCUACAAGUGUGACUGUCUGCCAGGAUUCAGCGCCACCACCAAACUACAUGAGUGCAUCCCAGAGCCCCAGAACAUCACACCACCUAGUGGAGACGAGAAGUAACUGCAAGUCCAGAACACACCGCCUGGUGGACAAGAGAAGUAACUGCAAGUCCUUACCACCAGAAGCAGCAUUCCAAACAGUGAAGGGCAAAAUGGAUGCAUUAGUUACAUUCCAGUGCCACAUAUUUCAAAUGACCCCGUUUUACCUGUUCAAUCCAACCAGUUGAUCAUUCAACCAGCCAAUCACCUGGCAAAAUUGGACAAAUUGGUAAAACAAAGUCAUUUGGGAUAUGUGGCACUGGAUCGUAACUAAGGACUCCAUUUUGCUCUUCAUUGAUUCCAAAUGGCCUUAUUUUGCCUUCCUCAAGCUUUCCCCCACCCCCUGUCGUAAGCUUUUGUCCAUAAAGCCCCGAACCGCUCUGUGUUAACGUAGAGACAUGGACACACGUCGUCAUUCAUUUCUUGUUGUACAUACUAUAGCUCACAUAAAGAACAGAGGCUUUGUACUCGAAUGGAACUGUCUGGCGAUAGCUAAGUAUACUGUAAGUCCAUGACUUACUGUAACCGCACAAAUAGACCAGGCGCGAUGCGAUUCAAGCGACAGAGUGCAGCAGCAAGCGAUACGAGCGAUUGAAGAGACUAGAGUAUGUCCGUACAGGCAGAAGGCAAAGCAUUCAAGCAUUCCCAUUGGCUGUGGUCACUGACCUCUAUACAGUCAUUGGCUGUCGCGGCUUGUCGCCGAACCGCGUCAUAGAAAGUUGAAAGGAUUUCAACUUCAAACUGUCGCGCUCGUCGCGCAAAUUGCUCUAGUCUCCAGAAUUGCUUUUGUCGCGCGACUCAAUACAAAGUCAAUUACUUCCGUCGCUCGCCUCGCUCUUGUCGCAGUAGGUGUAUUUCUGCGGUAGGCUAGCAGACGCAGAGGGAGCGGAGUUGGGACAAGCUAAAUGAGGAUAUUUAAAUUAUUGAGGACGAACGAAUGCUGUGUUAACGCUUCAUUUGAGCUUCGUAAAAGAUGUUUUGGAAAAAACAGCGAUAGAGAGCAACAGUUGCACUAUGCAGUAGGAUAUGUGUAGUGAAUGGUCAAUGGACUGCAUUUAGUUAGACUUCGAGUUUUGGCAAAGGACGCGCUCAACUUCUUGGAAAAAACUAAAGUCUUUGGGUGCGCGAUAA
Engraulis encrasicolus (European anchovy) is the source of this 8048-nucleotide messenger RNA. Its product is annotated as latent-transforming growth factor beta-binding protein 2-like. The coding region runs from base 1 to 6939 and encodes 2312 amino acids. Lineage: Eukaryota; Metazoa; Chordata; Actinopteri; Clupeiformes; Engraulidae. The transcript is spliced from 40 exons. The record is from RefSeq and is a predicted model, not a curated record. Gene Ontology annotation, molecular function: calcium ion binding.